UCUGCUGAUUGGCAUGAUGCUGCAGCAGGACCGGUGGGGCACGCAGCAGUGCAAUGGAUCCGAUCUGCUGCACCUGGGUGGGUGGUGCAGCAACGGAACGUCAACGGAGCCGUUUGGAGUGAACCCGCACUUCCUGCCCACAUCGGCCAUCUACGACAGCGCUGCCAGCGCCAACAUGAGCCAGCUCGACAACAGCACCUUCGGCUUUAAACUCAAGUUCAACCCUAAUGGUGUCCCCUACGGCUUCAUCUACCCCUUGGAGUCUCUCACGACAUACCCUUUGGUCUUCGGGAUUAAUCUCGAUAACGAGGCCGCCACAAGGCGUCUACAGUACCUGGUGGAUGGCAGCUACAUUGACAAUGGCACGCGGAGUAUUGAUGUCAGCUUCAUCACCUUCAAUGGCGAGACGCUCACUUUUGUGCUCACAACUGUGAGUUGCACGUUGGACGCGGGCGGCAGCAUGGCAGUGAGCUUCAAGUCACAGCCGGCAGCCAUGGCGAUGUACGAUGCAUCGGCGGACAACAUCGCACGGCUGGUGCUGGAGGUGAUCUACCUGGUGGGGCUGCUCUGGAAUGUGUGUGGCGAGCUGCAGGAGAUGGCUGACCGUGCUGCCACGGAUGGAUCUGUGCUCAGCUACUUUGAGCAAGCAUGGAACUGGGUCGACAUGUUCUCUCUCUCGCUGCAAGUGGUUGCGGUUGUUAUGUG
This is a messenger RNA of Closterium sp. Yama58-4, 705 nucleotides long. The record is from the annotation of a GenBank genome assembly. Lineage: Eukaryota; Viridiplantae; Streptophyta; Zygnematophyceae; Desmidiales; Closteriaceae.